AUGGUAAAGCAACAACAACAACAACCAAAUAGUCAUAACAACAACAACAACAGCAAAUGGCGAACGUCAUUGAAAGUAUUGAUAAUACUAUCACUACUAAUAUUAUCAUUAAUAUUAACAUCAGGAUUCUUUGAACAAUAUAAUCAACAAGAUCAACCAGUGACAACAACAUCAACAACAGCAACAACAAAUGACAUUUUAAUAGACACAUAUAUAGAUACACCAUCAUCAACCACCAACAUACCACCACCACUACCACCACCACCACAACAACAACAAACGAAUAAACAAUAUACUCAUCAUUUCCAUGACUUCAUUAAAUCUAUUCAUUCAAUAAUCAUCAAACGAAGUCAAGCUGCUCAGAAUCAAAUAGAGAAAUUUACUCUGCAUCAAGUAUUUGUUCAACGAGUAUUAGCAACAUCAUCAUCAUGUGCAUCCAUUUCAGCAUGUUUAACUGCCAUGUAUUUCUUAUUUGCCAUUGAUCCAAAACGAUUAGUAUUUCGUCAUCAUUUAAUUUUCUUUUUAUUAUUUUUUGAUUUAAUUAAAGCAAUUAUUUUAUUAUUGUAUCCAACAAGAGUUUUAACUCAUAAUAUGUCAUAUUAUAAUGAACGAUUUUGUCAAGCAGUUGGGUUUUUCACCGCUACUGCUAUUGAAGGGGCUGAUAUUGCAAUUUUGGCAUUUGCUGUUCAUACUUAUUUAUUAAUCUUUAAACCUGCUUUAAAUACUAAGGUUAAAAAUUCAACAAGAAUUGAAGGGGGACUUUAUCGAUAUAGAAUUUAUGUUUAUACAUUAUCUAUAUUUUUACCAUUAAUAUUGGCAAGUCUUGCAUUUGUUAAUGGUACUGGAUAUGCUUCAUUAGUUGUUUGGUGUUAUUUACCUUUAAGACCUUUAUGGUAUAGAAUGGUUUUAAGUUGGGUUCCAAGAUAUUGUAUUGUUAUUGCUAUUUUUGUCAUUUAUGGAUUCAUUUAUUAUCAUGUUCUUAAAGAAUUUAAAACUUUAGGUGGGGUUUUUAGUAAGUUACAUUAUGGUUCAAAUUUAACUAAUGAAAAACCAAGUUUAUAUAAUUCAUUAAAAUUCUUUUUAACAACUAUAAAGGAUUAUGUAUUUCCUAGUUUUGUUAUUCCUGAAUCACAAAAUACAACAACUAGUACUAGUGCUACCAACAGUAAUACCACCAGUACUACUGAUGGAACAAUUGUUCGUGAAAAUAUUCCAUUACUGAAUAGACAUCUGAAACAUGAAGAUGAUGAUGAAGAAGAAGAUGAUGAAGAAUUGGACGAUGAUGAUUCUUCGGUAAUAAUCGAAGCUCCACCAAGAGCAAUUAUCCUACCAGAACGUAGUAGUACCACCAAUGACAACAACAACAACAACACCGGUACAGUCAGAAAUACAAGUAAUGCAACUGCUAAUUCCUCAAAUACAGAAAAUAAUACCAAUACCGAUAAUAAUAAUAAUCGUACUGAUUCAGUUCCAUAUGAAAAUCCAAGUCUUCAUCAAGCAAAUUUAGAAAAUUUCAGAAAAAGACAACGAAUAAUUCAAAAACAAAUGAAAUCAAUAUUUGUUUAUCCAUUUGCAUAUUGUUUUAUUUGGUUAUUUCCAUUUAUAUUACAAGUUACUCAAGUUAAUCAUGAAGAAAGAUAUGGACCUAUAUAUUGGAUUAAUUUAUUAGGGGCAUUUAUGCAACCUUUGAAUGGGUUUAUUGAUACAUUAGUAUUUUUCUUUCGUGAACGACCUUGGAAAUAUACCGUCAUGAGGAAUUUUGAAAAAGAACAUCGACAACGAGUGGAUAAUAUUAUACUUCAUAUUAAUAAUCCAAGACAUGGAUCUGGUCAUAGUUUCCAUCAUAGAGGAGGAACAGGUGCAGGAGAUGAUGAUGAUGAUGAUGGAACAACAACACAAAAUAGGACGGCAUCACAAACCGAUGGGGCUGAAUCAAUACAUACAAUGGCAACCAAUGCAAGAAUUGCCAAGAAUUCAUUAAGUGCAACAUCAGGAUUAAUUGAUAUGAACUCUUAUAAAUUUUGGAGACAUUAUUUGAAUAAAUAUAAAUUCCCAUUAUAUAAAUUACCUACGGAAGAAAAUAUUAAGAAAUUUCAAAUGAAAUAUAUUGAUUCAAAAUUAGCAGAAAUUAAACGAAAAGAAAUGCAAAAACAAGCACAAAUAUAUGUUUAUAAUCAAGCAUUAAGACAAAAACCUCCAUCUCAACAAAAAUAUAAAUUAUCGGUACCUAUAAAUACCAUAAAUGAGAAACAUUUAGUUGAAGAAAAUGAUAAUCCUGAUCAUGAUUUAAAUCCUCAUGAUUUUUCAGCAGUAUUACUUGGUGGAGAUAAUGAUUAUGAUUUCUUACAUACUAAUUCUACAUUAGGGAAUUUUCAAUUCAAUAAUAAUCAGAAUAAUAUGAGAGCAUCAUCUACUACUACAACUGCUACAACUACAACAACGUCCGUGAAUAAUAAAAAAUUAUCGAAAUCGAAAUCGAAAUCUAUAGAUAUGACAGAUCCAUUAACGAAAAAACAACCAGUAUUGUUAAGUACAGCUAUUACACUUCCAAAGAAAGCAUCUAGUUAUGGAUAUACUUCAACUCCAAUCUCGGGGAAGUUUUCUCCAUUUGGUGAUGAUAUGGGAGAAGGAGAAGAUAGUAGAAAUAAUCACGAUGACGUUGAUAAUGAUGAUGAUGAUGAUGAUGAAGGUGAAUUGGCAUUUUUGGAAUUUCUUAAAAAAGGUCCACCUGUUUGA
This is a messenger RNA of Hemisphaericaspora subhashii, 2736 nucleotides long. RefSeq names its product Gpr1p (gene GPR1). The transcript has a single exon. Bases 1 to 2736 code for a protein of 911 amino acids. Gene Ontology annotation, biological process: adenylate cyclase-activating G protein-coupled receptor signaling pathway. Lineage: Eukaryota; Fungi; Ascomycota; Pichiomycetes; Serinales; Debaryomycetaceae. Gene Ontology annotation, molecular function: G protein-coupled receptor activity. The record is from RefSeq and is a predicted model, not a curated record. Gene Ontology annotation, cellular component: plasma membrane.